Molecule: messenger RNA, 7921 nt
Organism: Ceratitis capitata (Mediterranean fruit fly)
Lineage: Eukaryota; Metazoa; Arthropoda; Insecta; Diptera; Tephritidae
Gene: mura
Exons: 11
Coding region: 2087-7501 (1804 amino acids)
Source: RefSeq, a predicted model, not a curated record
AUGUAUGUACAAAUGCAUAAUAAAGGCUACAUAUGUACAUAGGUAUUACUUUUAACUCAGACGAAUAUUCGCAUGUGUGCGUGUAUACAACAAUAUGCGCUCAAAAUAUUCGUAGUAAAAUGAAAUGCGUACAUUUGGUAGCAUUUAAGUGAAGAAGCAAAAGAUAGGCAAGGAGAUUUGUGCAUAACGUUCAUUUAUUUUUUUACAUCUGAAUUUCCGAUAUUUUCUCUGAACUCUUAAGUAUUGCAAUUUUUUAUGGAGAGCGCUCUUUUUCAAGCCUCUUUGAAAGGUUCUUAAAUACUUUCAGUUAAUCUCAUUUGCUCUCUCAUAAAAGUUUGCUUUGUUUAUUGUGAUUUCUUUAUAAAAGUGAAAUAAACAGUUUAAUCACUUUUCUACAAUUUCCACAUUUUUUCAAAUAUCUCUCCAGUGGUAAUUUCUGGUGUCUCGUGACCGAAUGUCAAUACUUUCUUCUUUUUUUUAAUGUCGAUAUAUACAUACAUACAUAUGUAUAAGUAAACAACAUAAAGCUGUCAGUUAAUCCAAGAGCCAAUUAUGUGCAAUUCUUAAACAUUCAUAUAUGUACAUAGCUUCAAAAAAGGUUAUUAGUUUGUGUGAAAACUGCGAGUGACUAAGCCAAAUAUGAAUUUUGGACUCACUCUGAAGUAAAAGUAACAUUUUAUUUUAGCAGUUUUCUCUCACGAAAAUAUAAAUGUAUUAAACACAUACAUAUGCAACUCAUACAUAUAUAAAUAUUUUUUUAUUACCUAAGAUACUCUAAAAUUUAAAGAGCAAACUCACCACAUCAUUCAUUCAUUCACAAUAGAUAAGUUCCGACACAUUGAACAUUGAAACGCUUCGGCACACUGUGUUUUUGUCACUCGAUGUGAGCGGAUGUUUGGCAUAAUCGUUGGCGUAGUGUGUUUAUUCAGUUACUUUGUGAAAAAAAUAUCAAAAUAAUAUAAUACAAAAAAAAAAGAGAAAUACAAUUUAUAAAACAACCACUGGUUUCGUUUUUGUGUGUGGUGAUGAUUUCAUUUGCUUUGUUUGGAAAUCGACGUGACGUAUAGAUACAUAUGUAUGUAUAUGUACAUAUGUACAUAUCUGAAUAAGUGAGAAAAGUAAAAGCAAAAUAUUUAAGAAAUUCAACAAAAUUAAGUUAUUGAAUAAAUACGUUCAUUUUUUUUUUGAUUAUAUAUAAAACGGAAAUAACGGAUUUAUAGAAAAUAAAAUAUCAAUAAACCGGAACGGGAGUCACGACAACUACACGCUAUACAUAUUUUCAUACGUUAUAACGCGAAAAAUCCAUUAUACAUAGUUGGUUUCCUUAUUCACAGCAGCUGAUGGGCUUAUUCUACGCAGAAACAUAUUGAAUGUAAAUCUAUAUAAGGAAUUGCUUAUAGUGCUUAUAAUCAUUUAAAGAAAAUAUAUCUAACAACAGAGAUUAAAAACCUAAAAGAUUUUACUAAAUACAUACAUACAUACUUACAAGAAGCAUUAAAAUUUUUCUAUAUACAUAUGUAUGUAAAUAGUAACAUGGACAGCUGAAAAUUUAACAAAGAGAGUAAAACAAUACACAGAUGAUGUCACAUGAUAUGAGCUAAAACAGGAUUUUGUCUUCUACCGGAGUAAAGAUUGUUUUAUUGCAUAUUUUGGUUGGUUGGUGGUUUGUUUUUGGUUGAUAAACAUUUGUUGCAAGCAUUUACGCCAAUGCAAGAAUACAUACAUAUAAUGUAUUAUCUAAGUUCAUAUCUUCAACCUUUUUGUUUGGGAAUUUACACUGAAUUGCAACUACAAAACUACUAAAAAAAAAAACCCACAAACUCACGAGAGUGAGUGCUGUUUUUGCUAUGCAUUUUGGCGCUGGGAAUCAUGCGAGCGAACGCAAAUCAGCUGGCUUAGUGUGUGUGUAUGUUUUUGUGGAUUCCCUCCAGCCAAAGUUCCGCGGAUUUUCUCUACUUUCUGCCAACGCCAACCAACUCUGAAUAAGCAAGUGUCGUACUUGUAAUUUGCAAAAAAAAAAAAAAAAGGAAGAGAUUUUUCUUUACACAUACAUAGAUAAUUAAAACCAAAACACAAACUUGCCGCCAUGUUGAAUCCCAAUCAUACGGGCGCCACUCGACGUCCAUUCUCACGCAAUGCACCAACUCGAAAUCAUCGCGGCCGUAUGCUCUUCUCACCGCACAAUCAUUCACAUCAUAUGUUGCAGCAACAGCAGCAGCAGCAGCAGCAACAACAACAACAACAGCAACUAAACGGACAUAACCAUACCCAUGCGCACGGUCAAAGCCGAAUGGGCGUUGGCAAUUGCAAUAGCGCCAGCAAUAGUAGCGGAGCAGGAGGUGUUAGUUUGGGUGCCAGUGGUGGUGUCAUGAGCAAUGGUGGACAGUGGUACAAUAGUAAGGACAACAAUAUGGACAACUGGAGUACAGUCGGCGAUAUACAAACAAGUAAUAAUAAGUGUGGAAGUUGUCCGAAUAAAAGCAAAGAAAAUCAAUAUCAACAUCACCACCAACAAAACAUCCGCCAAAACCACCACCACCACCACCACCACCACCAAUACAGUCACAAUUUUUACAUACAUAGCAAAGACAACGAUCAUAGCUCUCACCAAAAUCAUAAUCACAGCCAAAGUAAUCACACCAAUAGUUACGAUUGUAAUAAUAGCGCUCAGCACUAUAGUCAUUGUAUUCCAAAUCAAAUUCAUCAUACGCAAUUGUCUCAUAGUAGUAGUCACAAUCAUUGUCAGCAACAACAAAAACAACAACAGUUGCAACAACAAAUAUAUCAACAUUAUAAAGCAGCAAAAGAAAUUUCCUUAAGUUCUGUAUCAUCAACAUCGGCACAUAUCUCUAACUCUUCAAACGCUACUCUCCUUAACCACCUUGCGUUCAAUCGCUCUCCACAAGCUGCCUUGAAUGCUGAUGCCAACACUGCCAAUAUGCCACCAGCACUAGUUGCGCCCGUAAGCAUAGCGCCCACCAGCAAUAUUUUACACUUCCCCAACCAUAGUCCCAACCCGCCGCCACCCAAUUCGAAACAUUUUGAUCCGGCCAAUAGGAAAAAUGAAAACGAUUGUACAAAAUUAACAGAAGUUAAAAUACCCGCCUUGUUAUCACCCCUCCGGAUAUCCCUUCCAACAAGUGCCGCCGCUUCAGCUAUUUCCAACAAUUUGUAUGCUCAAACCCAUGCUCCGACAAAUUGCCAACAAUUGCUAUCUGCUAGUCCAAAAAUCAAUCAUAUUUCGAACCCAAAUCCGAGUCAGAAUCAAAACCUAAACCACAGCCCUAACCCAAAUCCUAGUUCAUAUCUUAGUUGUAGUCAAAGUCAAAACCAGACUAAUCAAAAUAUGCAUUACCCACACAAUCGCGGUUUGCACCGCAAUCAGCAUCUCGAUCAAAGUCAGAAUCAUUUCAGUCAACAGCAUGUACGCAAGAAAAAUAGUAAUUUUAAUAGUAAUUAUGACAACAACAACAACAACAACAACAAUAACACUACCAGUUAUCAUGAUAGUCAUCAAAAUAAUCAAAAUCGAAAUCAUCAUAAUCAUUCGAAUUUGAACAAAAAUCCAAAACACCACAAACAUAGCCAUAACCAUAGCCAUAGCCAUAGCCAUAACCAUAGCCAUAAUCAUAACCAAAAUAAACCAACUAAUCACCAAUCCCACAUCCCUUUAACAUAUGAGUCCAAUUCCACAAACACAACAACAACAACAAUAACCGAAAAUAGUAACUGUACUGAUGAUGUGAAUGUAACUUCUUGUACUGACAUAAUUUCCCAACGUGAAUUAUCAACAUCUCCAAUAUUAUCUUCACGACGACGACGACGACAACAACAACAACAACAACAAACACACCAAAUGAUGCCACAACUCUUGAACAACAACAAUGUGAAACACCGGCAUCGACGGCAACAACAAAAACCUGAACAACAUAUGCUAUUAACAACAACAACAACAACAACGCCGACGUCAACGCCAACAAUAACAACAUCAUCUGCCUCAUCAUGCAAACAACAACAAUCACAAACGCAACAACAAUGUACUGUGAGUACAUCUUUAAUGUCUUCCCGUUGUAUAUCGACAACAACAACAACAACUACAACUGCAACGUCCAAACAAUUGUUAUUUAAUGUAACAAACAAUAAUAAUAAAUAUUGUAAUAAUCAAAAAAAUACAAUAACAACGCCAACAUUACCAACGCAUGUACCUGCCACAUUGAUGACAACAACAACAACAACAACAACAACCAACACACCAAUCACAUCAACACUAUUGAACUCUCCAACAUCGACAACGUCAUCUGCAACCAUACCGCACACGUGCGUCCCUUCCGGCACGCAAACGCCAACAAUUGAAAUUCCACGAAACUCGAAUGCUCCCACCAACGGUUUCACUUCACCGUCUUCUAUUUAUAAUCCCUCCACUUCAAUUUCCACUUCUUCCUCCUCUCGGUCUUCUAUUCGGGCUGCUUUUCGUGCAUCGUCGCCUUCUACGAUGCUCGCUAAUGCAACAACGGGUGUUCGAAAAAAUGUCGAAAAUGUAUCCGCCACUGAAAAUAUAACAAAAUCGUAUGAUAACAACAAUAACAACAACUACAAUAAUAAUAAUAAUAAUAAAAUGUGUUUGAAUUACUCCGCUUCGACUGAUAACAAUUUCAUUUGUGAUAAUAUUAAUAAUGCGAUAACAAAUAAUUAUACCAACAGCAACAGCAGCAACAACAACAACAACACCUAUCACCAACAAUUCAAUAGCAAUUCGAUGAGUUUUGGUCAACAACAACAACACUCACGGCAUUUGCGCUUCAGCAGUAAUGGCCGAGGUAUGGAUAAUAGCGGCAAUCACAGUGAAUAUAGUAACAACAACAACAACACUUACCGACGUGGCGGCGGCAGUGGCAAUCAAAAUACUAACAGUGGCAUUUCAUCGCUGACACACCGUCAUAAUGGUGAAUAUUACGGUAACAAUCAUUAUAAUUAUCAACAUCAUCAAUAUGGUGAACAUAGCCGGCGACACAACACCAACAACAACAACAACAACAAUAGCAAUAGCAAUAACAAUGGCAGUCACGCAUCUAGCUCAGGUUUAUUUGAUAGGAAUAAUAAUAAUAGCAACAACGUCAAUGGGAUUGGCAACGGAAAUGGAAGCAGCAGCAGCAGCAGCAAUGGCAACAAUAAUGUGCAUUUUGAUGGUCAUUCCCGUGUUAACGACUUCUACAACGACAAUCGGUCUGAAAGAGCAAGCGUAGCUGAACUGAAUAGUAGUAGUACGUCGGGCAGCAAUAAUAGCUACAGCUCCGGUCGUAAUAGCAAUAACCAUGGACGUCAGCAUAAUGGUGGCUCGGGUAGCUAUCAUUACCAUCAUCACUACAACAAUGGACCGUCAACCUCAGCGGCGGCCUUAGCAGGUGCGAGCGGAAGUGUUUCGAGCCUCUUGGAUGUUCCCACUGGUUCUUCUGGCAUUCUGGGUUCGACUUCUUCGCUGAAUAGUGGUCCUAAUGGCUUGAAAUCUGAUAGUCCGUCACGUAAGAGGCGACGUAUAUCGGGGCGCAUGACCAGCCAGUCACCGCCAGCGAUUUGGGAGCAACGCCGUUCACCUCGCACUCAUCUACAGCAGGGAAGUCCACCUAUACGACGUCCACGUUUACGUGAAUCCGGCUCGGCGCAGCAUAUACAAGGCCAUCACAACAAUAACACCAAUAACACUACCAAUGGCAAUAAUCUGCAGAACUAUCAUCAGCCUCAGCAUACCAUGCAGCACACACCUUAUUAUCUUCGUCAGCCGCCAUCACUGCAGCAACAACAGCAUCAUCAUCAACAACAACAGCAUCAGCAACAACAACAACACCAGCUUCAAGCACAAUCCCUGCAACCACCCCCACAGCCACAAGCACAACCAUUGCAACAACGCUCGCCAUGGGAGCACCCAUUGACCGCUGCCGCAGUGUUAACUGGCAGCAAUCCGACGUCUGCAGCCGUAAAUGCUUUAUUUCAGCAAACUCCACCGCCGCCACAGUCACCCGGCCACCAUCAUCAAACUUCGCUGGUGGGCGCACCACCGCCACCGCCACCGCUAAUGCUGGAUAUUAAUCAAGUUCCUGUUAGCCUGCCCCUACGUCAUGCCGAACCGAUUUGGGCAUCAAUCUGCACCUACCCCGCACCACCACCUCAGGCUAGAUUAGCACCAUGCCACUUGCACGGCAUUUACACGCAACCCUUUGCUGCCCAAGCAUGCAACACGCAUCCGAGCACUCAGUUCACACCAACGACCGCCGGUUUCGCCGCUGCUGCUGGUCCUCCGAUUCAAAUGACCCAAACUCAGCAGGUGCAGGUCAAUGCUGCUGCAGCUGCACAGCAACAGCAAUCACAACAAGCUGCUGCUUUAAUGGCAGCCGCGUCAGUAGCCGCGGCCAACUAUCAACAUGCUGCUCAUUUGAGUCAACGCAACGAAGCAACUGUCGCUGCAGCCGCAUUAGCGGGUCUAGCGCUCGAACAAGCCGGCGCUCACCAUUUGGAUGCACAUCAAGGGCAUCCGGCUGGUGUUCCUACAACGGCGGCACAUCACAAUCAGCUGCAAACAGCUCCAAUCCACAUUACGUCAAUGUCAGCUGUUGCGGCCGCAGCAGCACAUCAUUUGCGUAGUACACCAACAGCAGCUGCGGUAUCACAAAUGACUGCAGCACCUCAACCGAUUUUGGUUUCUGCAGAGAGACGUGUUUUCCCGCCGCAUCGUCGUAUUACCCGUUUCUGGCCUGCCAAUCAUCCUCACGGACCACAUCGGCAUAUGCUUCCACCGCAGACUUUGGGCCCACACCAGGCGACCCCUGUGCAAAUUCAAACAACCGCUGGCAUCAUAAACCCGGGCUUCUUGCUUAAUUUCCUUGCCAUGUUCCCGCUCUCACCCUAUAAUCAACACGAGUUAAAUUCGCCAGAUUCCAAUGAGACGGAAAAUUACGAAGCGUUGCUAAGUUUGGCUGAGCGUUUGGGCGAGGCGAAACCGCGCGGUUUGGCGAGAAAUGAAAUCGACCAACUGCCUAGCUAUAAGUAUAAUCCGGAAACCCAUAGCGGUGAUCAAACGUCUUGCGUGGUUUGUAUGUGCGACUUUGAGUUGCGGCAAGUACUGCGAGUGCUACCUUGCUCUCAUGAAUUUCAUGCAAAAUGUGUUGACAAAUGGCUAAGGUCGAAUCGAACCUGCCCAAUUUGCCGUGGCAAUGCUUCGGAUUAUUUCGAAAAUCCCGACCAAUUACAGCAACAACAACAACAGCAGCAGCAGCAACAGCAACAAACAUCACAAGCACAACAACAACAGCCCCAAAUACAGCCACAAUCUCAACAAACCACACCAGCGCAGCCAGCAACAACAACUCAAACUCCACCAAUAGCCUCAACUACGCAGUCCACAGUGCAGCAGGGUCAGCAGCAGCAGCAGCAGCAGCAGCAGCAGCAGCAGCAGCAACAACAGCAACAGCAACAACAACCACAAAUCCAAGCAACGCAAGCGCAUUAAAUGAAAAAAUGAACGUCGCACUUCAGCUUAUGAGAGAGAGAAUAAAUGAAUAUACAAAGUAAAUACCAAAAAAUGGAAAAAAGCAGUUAUUUAGCGGUACACCCGUAGUAUUAAAAUAAAAAUAAAAAACUGAAAAUUAAAAAACAUAAAAGCAUAAAAGCCAAGCACUACUAUUCUAACGUCCACGUCCAAUACUAGAUGUAUUUGUAUGUACUUCUUUGUGUUUCCAAUAAAACCACCUUUAAGCUAGAAAUUUAAUACAACAUGCAUACAUACAUAUGUACGAGUAAAUGCAAGUUAUAAGAAAUGCAUAAAUUGGUUUGUGUGUGCGUAUAUUUGUGUAGUAAACUGACAUACAUACUACAUAUAUGUAUGUACAUAUGCAAUUGUAAUCCAGCACAAUUUUAAUCAUAUUGGAAU